AUGGUUGCCAUCUCCACCUCAACGCAAUCGUCCGAGUCCGUACUGGGACUGCCCAACACCCCCAUCACCGAUCUCAACAAGUGCCGCUACAAGACUGGCAAGUGCAACAACAUACGGUCCUGCAAGCGCAACGGCCAGCAGCACCAACUUUGUCUGUACCAUCGCGACAAGGCUAACAAGAUUCAGCGCAAGUUUGACCGUCAGAAACGUCAAGUGGCUCGUACCAAGAAGGCUCGUGACAAUCACGGAAGCCUGAGUGGCCUCUCGUCCCCAACUUCCAUUUCGAUGCUGGAUAUGGCUGCUCUCGCAGGUCUCACCACCGUCAACGAAGCUGUGUCUCCGGCUGAGUCGACCUACUCGACUUCCUCUUCCAUGUCGUACUCAUCAAGUGAAGUCAUGUACACACCCGAUUCAGUAGACUGUAGUCUCAACGAAAGCGUGUGGACGGGUCUUCCUGUUGUUACCGCUUUGUACUAUGUCGAGCUCAAUGACAUUCCUCUGUCUACGAGCUGCCACCAGAGUUAUUUGUCUUCGGACGAGAUCGACUUUUUGUGUUCUGCCAUCCUCGAGUAG
Messenger RNA from Peronospora farinosa, 573 nucleotides. NCBI's taxonomy places the organism in Eukaryota, Oomycota, Peronosporomycetes, Peronosporales, Peronosporaceae. The record is from the annotation of a GenBank genome assembly.